CACAAGCAUACACACCUGUGUGUUGAGAACAGUAAGCCAGAGAGACUGUUAGAGCAUAUGUAUCAAAUAUGAAGGUUUUUAUCAUAAGGUUGCUAUCCAUUCUCUUUUUCACCUCCUUCUGCAGUGUGCUGUUGUGGCACUACUUUUGUCACAGUGAUGCAGCUCCCAACGAUGCAAGUAGAGUUAAACAAAAACCUGCAAAAAGCAAGGAAAAUGUCAGUAUUGACAAACUGAUAGCGAAUUACACUUCCAAAUGGAAAAAGCAGAAGAUGAACAUUGAAUCUUACAGGUCAUUGCUAGGCAAAAGUUGCAAUGCCAUUUCCAGUGCACUGGUUACUCAGAGCAACUCACCUGUGGGGAAAAAUAUUACUUAUGAUGCAUCUAAUAAAAAGCUAGUGGUGACACCAGCCUUGUUCAGCAAAUUUCCCAAGGAGAGCCCCUUUGAAAAAGCACCAUGGGACUCGUGUGCUGUAGUAGGCAAUGGAGGCAUCUUAGCCAACAGCAGCUGUGGAAAACAAAUCGACUCUGCUACAUUUGUCAUCAGGUGUAAUCUUCCUCCACUGAGCAAUGGACAUGAGAAAGAUACAGGAAACAAAACAAGCCUUGUUACAGCCAAUCCUAGCAUCCUCUUUCAAAAGUACCAUGGGCUAAAUAAGCACCAGCAGUCAUUUGUGGAGGAUAUGCAGUUGUAUGGGGACGCUCUACUCAUGCUGCCUGCCUUCUCAUUUCGGCGGAACACAGGUGUGUCCCUGCGUGCCCUCUACUCACUGGAGGACUUCAGCAAGCAUGGCCCACGGGCGGUCUUCUUUAACCCAGCGUAUCUGAAAAGUCUGGCAGGCUUUUGGCGUCGCCAGGGAAUUCGCUCAUUUCGCCUCAGCACUGGUAUCAUGAUGGCCAGCCUGGCACUGGAGCUCUGCAAUAAUGUCCAUCUGUACGGCUUCUGGCCCUUCGGAACACACCCGUACACCCACCAGCCACUCACCAACCACUAUUAUGAUAACCGACCAGUAAACAAAAGAAUGCAUGCAAUGCCGGCUGAGUUUAAAGCCUUGCUGAAUCUCCAUAACAAGGGUGUGAUCCAUCUGCACCUAGGGGAGUGCACAAAUUAAACUACUGUAUGUGGAGUACUCUCUAUUAAAAUGUUCCUCAAUUGUACCAUAAGCUCAUAUAAUUUAUCAAAUUGAUGCAAUUUGCAAGAAUAGAACAUUUAAUUAUUUAACAAAUGCUGGAGUAGGUACUUCUUCUUAUAAUGACUCAAUAAAGAUGAACAGAUUCAGGGAUAUAUAGAUUUUUUUCCUUUCCCUCAUUUUUUACUGGUGGAGCAAAUUUUUAUCUACUCUUUAAUGAUCACACUGUUAAACUCUUGUGGUUUUAAACUACUGAGCAUUUCCAGUCAGAAUAAAGCAGCAGAAGUAGUAAUGUUUUUUGUUAAUUCAUUUAUCCAUUAUCCAUUACCCGUUGAGGCAUGGACUCCACAAGACUUCUGAAGGUGUGCUGUGGUAUCUGGCACCAAGACGUUAGCAGUAGAUCCUUUAAGUCCUGUAAGUUGUGAGACCUCCAUGGAUCAGACUUGUUUGUUAUAGUUUAAAUAUCAUUAACAUCUCAAAUAUUAUUAAAUAUCAUUAAAAGCAUCGAAU
This is a messenger RNA of Pangasianodon hypophthalmus (striped catfish), 1637 nucleotides long. RefSeq names its product ST8 alpha-N-acetyl-neuraminide alpha-2,8-sialyltransferase 6 (gene st8sia6). Gene Ontology annotation, molecular function: alpha-N-acetylneuraminate alpha-2,8-sialyltransferase activity. The coding region runs from base 69 to 1109 and encodes 346 amino acids. The transcript is spliced from 7 exons. The record is from RefSeq and is a predicted model, not a curated record. Gene Ontology annotation, biological process: N-glycan processing; oligosaccharide metabolic process. NCBI's taxonomy places the organism in Eukaryota, Metazoa, Chordata, Actinopteri, Siluriformes, Pangasiidae.